Ochotona princeps (American pika) is the source of this 1059-nucleotide messenger RNA. RefSeq names its product keratocan (gene KERA). NCBI's taxonomy places the organism in Eukaryota, Metazoa, Chordata, Mammalia, Lagomorpha, Ochotonidae. Gene Ontology annotation, molecular function: protein binding. The transcript has 2 exons. The record is from RefSeq and is a predicted model, not a curated record. The coding region runs from base 1 to 1059 and encodes 352 amino acids.
AUGGCAACUACCAUUGGUUUUAUCAUUUGGGUGUUAUUCAUAACAGAUACUGUGUGGACUCAAAGUGUGAGACAGGCCUAUGAAGGAAAUGAGUCAGAAGAUUGGAGCGCGGAUGACUUUGAUUGUCCCAUGGAGUGCUUCUGUCCCCCCAAUUUUCCCACUGCUCUGUACUGCGAAAAUCGAGGUCUCAAAGAAAUCCCUGCUAUUCCUUCAAGGAUCUGGUAUCUUUAUCUUGAAAACAACCUGAUAGAAACCAUUCCAGAGAAGCCAUUUGAGAAUGCCACCCAGCUGAGAUGGAUAAAUCUAAACAAAAACAAAAUAACCAACUAUGGAAUUGAAAAAGGAGCCCUGAGCCAACUGAAGAAACUCCUCUUCUUAUUUCUGGAAGACAAUGAGUUAGAAGAAGUACCUUCUCCACUGCCAAGAAGUUUAGAACAAUUACAGUUGGCUAGAAAUAAGGUAUCUAGGAUUCCUCAAGGAACCUUCAGCAAUCUAGAGAACUUGACUCUUCUUGAUCUGCAGCAUAAUAAACUGUUAGACAAUGCCUUUCAAAGAGACACCUUUAAGGGCCUUAAGAAUCUUAUGCAGCUCAACAUGGCCAAGAAUGCCCUGAGAAAUAUGCCACCAAGAUUGCCAGCCAACACAAUGCAAUUAUUUUUAGACAACAAUUCCAUUGAAGGAAUACCAGAAAAUUAUUUUAAUGUGAUCCCUAAAGUGGCCUUCCUGAGACUAAACCACAACAAAUUAUCAGAUGCAGGCCUCCCAUCAAGUGGCUUUGAUGUGUCGUCCAUUCUGGACCUUCAGCUCUCUCACAAUCGACUCACAAAGGUUCCCCGGAUCAGUGCUCACCUGCAGCACCUUCACCUUGACCACAACAAAAUUAGAAGCGUGAACGUCUCGUUAAUAUGUCCUACCACUAGCACACCGCAUCCUGAACGAGAUUCCUUCAUUCAUGGACCUCAGCUUAGCUACCUCCGCCUGGAUGGAAAUGAGAUCAAACCUCCAAUCCCAAUGGAUUUAAUGAACUGCUUCAGGCUCCUUCAGGCUGUUAUUAUAUAA